GGGAGGGGGAGGUGAAGAAGGUGGAGUAGGAGGAAGAGGAGGACGAGGGGCUCACCGUGGGCCUGGCCUUCUCUUCCCAGGUGAUGCGGUGAAGCAGCAGUGCAGGUGGAUCAUGGCAGAGUUCUCCCAGAAGAGGGGGAAGCACCGAGAUGAAGACCCUCUAAGCAGUGCCGUGGACUUCCUCCUGGCCAAUGCCAGGCUGGUGCUAGGUGUGGGUGGUGCUGCUGUCCUGGGUAUCGCCACCCUGGCAGUGAAGCGGCUCAUUGACCGUGCUACCAGCCCGCCUGACAAGGAUGAUGUCAAAGCUGAGCAGAAGUCCAUUGAGGAAAGCUGGCAGGAGCUGAGUUUGCUCACGGCCUCAACUAGACCCCGGCCAAAGCAGAGACGAGAAGACCUCAGCCAGCUACAGCCUUCCUCAGCCCAGGCUCCUCGUGCCCCAGAAGCAGAACCACCCAGAGACCCUGUGGCCAUGACUGUGUCCAAACUCAGCCCCGGUCCCCCAACACCAUUAUGCCUUACACUGCAGGAGAGACUCCUCAUGUACUAUCAGAACCGUGUGGUUGUCUCUGAGUCUGACAUCACCUUGGCUAAACAGCUGGCUGGUGACAUUGCCUGCGAGUUGCAGAAUUUUUUGCGCAGUAAAUUCCCAGAGCUGCCUUUUGGGAAUCUGUCUCCAAGCAGCACCCUGUAUGACGGACUGGAGGCCGUGGCCGCUGACCGCACUUGCCUGCUAGUGCCACUGGUGCUAGAGCCCAACCUGUGGAGCUUCAUUCCCGGAGAAGACACCAUUGCCAAUGAUCCUUACUACUGGGUGAUUCGAAGGACUCAGUUGGAGUACUUUCCCCGAGGGAGUAGCCCCUGGGACCGGUUCAUAGUGGGUGGCUACCUCUCCUCCAGCGUUGUCCUCGAGGUGCUCCGGAAGGUCCUGGUAGGCUCUGUCAACUGGCCGGCCAUUGGCAGCAUGCUGGAUUGCCUCAUCCGCCCUGGAGUGGUCUCGGAGGAGCUCCUGCUGGAGGUUCAUCAUGACCAGUUUGAGCUAAGAAUCAUCAUCUUUCCCACCACAGAGAGUGAGGACAGGGCCCUGCUGGCCAAGCCUCAGGAAGGACUGUUGGAAAACCUUUGGCAGCAGGACUUCUACCAGGCUGAGGUGUCUAAGCUGCGGGAGCUGGAUGGUGCAGAUUCUGGUGCCCGACGCCUCUGUCUCCAGCUCCUGCAAGGCAUCUGCAGGCGCCACCCCUCCCUGAACAGGCUGAGCGUCAGCCACUUGGCCCAGGUCAUCCUCCACCUCAGUGAGGCGGAGACAGACUGGGCCGAGGAUUCCUUAGCAGAUCGGUUCCAGCAGGUGAUCAUGGAGCUGAUUGGCUACCUGGAGGAGGGAUCUCUCCCCUGCUAUUUUAAUCAGCACAUCAAUCUUUUUGGCAGUUUGCAUGAAGAGGAGAUAGAUGACAUGGGCUUUGCUCUGUAUAAUGCUGUGACAGCGCCGGAGCUCUUGUUAUCAUAGACAGGAUUAAUGAAAUGUGAUCUUGGAAAAUUUUUUAAAAUGUUUAGCUCCUUCAGCUCUGGAAGCCUUAAGGGGACAGGUAAAGAGUUUUUCUCUUACUUUCUAGCCAGUACAAGGUGGACAUUUUAGAGGAAUAAAAAGAGGGUACAUUUCUUAAGCACACUGAGUUGGCAGCUGUCUUGGGCAUGGAUUAGAACAAAUUUAGGGUCCUGUGCCUCUGAGCUCACUCGAAUGUUACCAGAGCUCAAGAGCCUUGCAAUGAGCAGUCAGCCAAAUCCAGUUGGUGGUGGCCAGGUCACCCCUUCUCUUCACUUGAUUCCUCUCCCUUGAGACAGCCCCUUUUUGGAAAGACAAAGCCCUAAGCCUUGGACCGAGACUGAACAGCCUCUCUGUCUUAGGUAGCAGGCAAGAGCCAUAGGACAGAAGAUUCCCUUCUCCCAUAUUGUAAACCGAGAUCCAUACUCUGGGUUGGCCGCAAAAUAUAUUUUGCCACCAGCACUGAAGUGAUCAUGUGAAAAUCCUGAAGAGUGAUGGGAGGGGAAGGAAAUUAGACCUUUUUUUAACCCAGAGAAAAUUAUUUAUUUGCAUCAGUGACCCAUUUAUUAUGAUAGUGAUUGAGGCUCCAAAUUUUCUGGGGACCAUAAGGACAAGAGUAUGGUUUGCCUGAGGGGCAAGGAGUGCAAAGUAUUCUAAGCCUCUCUGAAGAAAGUAAACAUUUAAUGCAAAGCAGGUUUUCUGUUGCUGAAAAGGCUGUGGCCAGCUUUUACCUGCAGGCCAUUCAGCCAAAAUGUGACAGCCAGAUUCUCUUGCAUGCUUUGGUCUGCAGAUCACAUCCUCCUUCAGAUAGAGCCUUCUCCAGUGGGAUUUGUAUACUGAGACGGCCCCCACCCAAGAGCUGAAGUCCUUGAUGCUGUGUGUCUUGCCUUUGAAAAAGAAAUGUUUUCUAGUCGCUGCUAUUAAAUUAAUUUGGGUACCAAGAGCAUUACACAGAAAUGAACAGUUUUCAGAGAGGCCUUGUUUUCAAAACCAGGUCGUUUGUGUGCCAAAAGUGUAUUAUUCAUGGUUGAUAUGUGACUCCUUUCAGUUGGUUAAGGUUGGUAUUUGGUUAUUAGAGGGGGAGGUUUUUUUUUUCUCUUGAGUACUGAAAUACUUGUCAUCUUAAUGUGUCUUUGGGCUCCCCCACUGCUGGAAGAAGUCCAUUUCUCAAAGAAUGUGAUGAGGAAUAAAGGAGAAAAAUAA
Messenger RNA from Vombatus ursinus (common wombat), 2740 nucleotides. It is a transcript of the gene MIEF2, whose product is annotated as mitochondrial elongation factor 2. The transcript is spliced from 4 exons. The record is from RefSeq and is a predicted model, not a curated record. NCBI's taxonomy places the organism in Eukaryota, Metazoa, Chordata, Mammalia, Diprotodontia, Vombatidae. The coding region runs from base 113 to 1501 and encodes 462 amino acids. Gene Ontology annotation, cellular component: mitochondrial outer membrane. Gene Ontology annotation, biological process: positive regulation of mitochondrial fission; mitochondrion organization.